AUGUCCACUGAAAAGGCAUCAUCAUCAUCAUCAUCAUCAUCAUCAUCAUCAUCGCCGAAAGCUGAAGUCAACCCACUGGACAGCUCCGAUGCUGAGUCACAGUCAUCUUCUACCAGUCAACAGUCAUCGCCACCACCCUCAUCACCCUCUUCAGUAUCACCACUGCCCCCGCCGCCGGCCAUCGAAUCUUAUCAAACUGGCGAAGCAACGAGCGGCGGCGAGGUGCUCAGCUCGAGCAGCGGCCAGUCAAAGGAGGCGGUCAUCAUUCGCCUGACGAAUCGCAUCAAGCACCUGGAGAAGAACAUCUCCCUCAUGUCGACGUACCUGGAGGGCCUCAGCGUUCGCUACCGCAAUCAGAUGGAGGAGAUGCAGCUCAUCUUCAACAAGACCAUUGAGCACCUGAACAACACGGCGAUCAGGGCGGCGGAGAAGGACGCCAAACAGCAGGAGAACAUUAUGACGCUGGAGUCGGAGAUCAACCACCUGAAGGCGGCCAUUGAGGAGAAAUCUCUUCACCGUUCUAAGUCAUUGUCUGAUCUGCCUGACGAGGAGCAGCAGCAGCAGCAACUGCAACCGCAGCCGCCGUCUCCAAGUCCUCCAAGUGAUCGUAGCUGUAGUAGUCGAGCUGAGGCUGAAGUGGAGCUGGUGAAAACUGCUGAAAGUUCACCAAGCAAGCAAAGCACUGAGGUGAACAGCUCCUGUGAUACACCGAACUGCACACUCAAAGUCGCCGACGACUCCAUCUCCGUCUCCUCGAACAAGGAGAACUGCCCUGGCGUCUGCCUAAGUCCCAAUGGGCCACUGCUAAUGAAUG
Messenger RNA from Rhagoletis zephyria (snowberry fruit fly), 814 nucleotides. The record is from RefSeq and is a predicted model, not a curated record. NCBI's taxonomy places the organism in Eukaryota, Metazoa, Arthropoda, Insecta, Diptera, Tephritidae.